AUGGAGACGAAGUCUAAGUUGAGUUUGGAUAAUGUUAUAGUGCAUUUUGAUUUCAAGGGAUCGCCGCCAAAAAUGUCGUACUUGACGACGUUGCUGCCAAAAUUAAAAUAUCUUGGAGUUACAGGACUACUUAUGGAGUAUGAAGAUAUGUUUCCUUAUGAAGAUAAGUUGGUGAACUUAAGUGCACGGAACUGUUAUGAAAAAUCUGAGCUAUUUGAGUUCGUAUCCCUUGCGACGCAAUCUGGGUUGGAGAUCAUACCACUAAUACAAACCUUUGGUCACAUGGAGCACGCACUGAAAUUGAAACAGUUCCAGCAUUUACGAGAAGAACCACUUUACCCAGACUCCAUCUGCCCCAGCAGGGUAGAAAGCCAGGACCUAAUUAAAAAUAUGAUUGAACAGGUAGCCACAUUUCACAACGACAUAGCGCCACUCAAACGUUUUCAUAUCGGCUGUGAUGAAGUAUAUCACAUCAACAAAUGUCAUUUGUGUAAAAGACGGGGUCUUAAGGAUAUAGAAAUUUUCGUGAAACACGUGAAAAUAGUAACAGACAUUGUAAAAAAAAUCAGUCCUAAUACAACCGUGCUAAUCUGGGAUGAUGGUUUACGAGAUGUGCCUAUUUAUAAAUGGGACAAUUUUAUAAAGAACCUCAGCGUAGAACCAGUUUACUGGGAUUACAGGCCAAGUUUAUCGGUUUCUCAUGUGAGUCUCAUGAAAUAUUAUUAUUCCUUUCAAAAUAUCUGGAUCGCAUCUGCGUAUAAGGGCGCGGAUGGAAGAGUGGCGACUUUCCCCGAUAUCAAGAAACGUUUUCUAAACAAUUUUAGCUGGUUAAGUAUAAUUAAUAAUUAUAAAUUCGGUGGUACGACUGAUCUUUAUAGUUUUAAAGGCAUCAUACUCACUGGAUGGUCCCGAUAUAGUCACAUGGACCCGCCUUGUGAAUUAUUCCACAAUGCAAUACCAAGCUUAUUCGUUAACUUGCUCUUAGUAAAGCAUUUUAAAGAAAAUGGUUAUUCAGAUGCAGAUGACGAAUUAAAUUUCACCGAUUACUUCGAUAAGUAUCUUAAAAAUAAGUUUAACAGUGUCUUAGAAUGUAAUAAAGUAACAAUAAAUUAUAUAGACCCGUCACGGUGCAAAUUUGAUGGUAAAGAAAUCUUUCAGCUCCAUUUGCAUUUGAAUAGGCUAUUUUCAGAUGUAACAUAUAAUAUGAAUGAUGAGGUUCGUGGUUUAUCGGCUGUUGAUUAUUAUUCAAAAACACAUAAUACUAAUGUAAAUAAUGUUAAUAAAGAUUUAGAAUGGACAAAUACGACGAUUAAAGAAUUAUUGCAAAUAGAGCACAGACUUAGGCAGAUCUUACUGCAAUAUUAUGACGUGCCCUCUGUAAAUGAGUAUUUAAAUUAUAAAUUGUAUAAUUGUAAGAAAACUAUAUUUAGUUUGUCAAAACAUUUAAAGGAUAUGUUAAAGACUAGAACUUGGGAUAGGGGACCAUAUAAUUAG
Molecule: messenger RNA, 1494 nt
Organism: Pieris macdunnoughi
Lineage: Eukaryota; Metazoa; Arthropoda; Insecta; Lepidoptera; Pieridae
Source: the annotation of a GenBank genome assembly